CCCUGUCUCUGAUUCCCGUCUCCUCCCCCCGGGGGUUGGUGGAUCUGCUGUGUCCGGCGAUCUCCGGCUUCUCCUGUCCCCGGUGUGCUCCUGUCUUGUCCCCUGGCUGCUGUCACCCGAUGGGCUUGUCCCUUAGUAGUAGACUGUCCGCUUCGGGGCUCCUCUGAGAGCCGCUAUCCGUCCCCCCGGCACCAUGAGGUCGAUGCUCCGGAGGUUCCUGCGGAUCUCUAACCGAUCCAUCUUCGCCUUUAUCUUCUUCUUCUCGCUCUCCUCCUCCUGCCUCUACUUCAUCUAUGUGGCCCCCGGCAUAGCAAACACCUACCUCUUCAUGGUACAAGCUCAAGGCAUAAUGCUACGAGACAACGUUCGAACCAUUGGGCAUAUGAUAAGACAAUAUACCAAUAAAAAUGGUACACUAAAUGGAACAGACUACCCAGAUGGUACCAAUUCCACUGAUUUCACCGCACAGUCCACAAUGUAUCUACCUGAAAACUUCACAUUCUCCCCAAACCUUCCGUGUCCGCAAAAGUUGCCGUUUAUGCGUGGGCCUACAGAUAUUAACAUGAGUGAGAUCUCAUUAGAAGAAGUUUAUCAGAUGUUUGCUCCUAUGGGUAUUGGACCUGGAGGACACUGGAAGCCCACAGACUGCACUCCUCGGUGGAAGGUAGCAAUCCUGAUUCCAUUCCGAAAUCGCCAUGAACACCUGCCUAUUUUCUUCCGCCACCUGAUACCCAUGCUGCAGAGACAGCGCUUAGAGUUUUCCUUCUAUGUCGUUGAACAGGCUGGUACUCAGACAUUCAAUCGAGCAAUGCUGUUUAAUGUUGGGUUUAAAGAAGCCAUGAAGGAUCGAAAGUGGGACUGUGUUCUUUUCCAUGAUGUAGAUCACAUUCCUGAGAACGACAGAAAUUAUUACGGUUGUGGAGAAAUGCCGCGUCAUUUUGCAACGAAACUUGACAAGUACAUGUACAUUCUGCCAUACGAUGAGUUCUUCGGAGGAGUAAGUGGCUUAACUGUGGAGCAGUUUAGAAAGAUCAAUGGAUUUCCCAAUGCAUUCUGGGGAUGGGGAGGAGAAGAUGAUGAUUUAUGGAACAGGGUACAUUAUGCCGGCUACAAUGUGUCAAGACCAGAAGGAGACCUUGGGAGGUACAAGUCGAUUCCUCACCAUCACAGAGGAGAGGUCCAGUUCUUGGGACGAUACAAAUUGUUGCGAUACUCUAAAGAACGUCAGUAUCUCGAUGGAUUAAAUAAUUUAAUAUAUGCUCCAAAUAUAAUGAUAGACAAGUUGUUUAAAAACAUCACUGUAAACCUUGUGCCAGAGCUGGCUCCGGUGAAAGACUACUAAUGGGAAUGCUCACUGUCCGACAUCAAUGGGAUGCCUAUCAGAAGAGGAACACUAUAGCUAUGGAACUUAUGGACCACCUCUUACGUGAUACUAGUGACCGAUAUCAAAUUCCAAUUCUCUGAAUGUGUGACCAUGCAUUACGUCUCAAGCCAGCAGCUGCUAUAUCGAUGUUUACAGCAGAAGACUGCUCCUAAUGCAGGCCUUGUCUCACCAAAUGCUCUACACUUCCACCUUUUCACUCCACUGUGCGGUGAUUUUAGUUUAACACCGGUUUUGCUUUCUAUUUUUGCACCAAUAUACCGCUUCUCGAGUUUUCUUCUUUUCAGUUUUUGGCCUUAAAACUAUAGGCCUUUUUUUCUUAUCGUUUUUUUAUUUUAAUUUUUUUUUGUAUUUGGCAGGUGUAUAUGUUUAUGUAUAUAUCAGUUUUUGGUUUGUGUAAAUACAUUGGUUAUAUUUGUGUGUAUAUAUGUGUAAAUACAUUUAUGUAUACACAUAUGGAUUGAUGUAAAGUUACUCCAACAAUUUUUAAUGGACCCUGUUUUACACCUUUGCAUGUCUUUACUGUAUUAAUGUAUUUUCUUUUUUUUUUUUUUUUUUAAACCGUGUGUCUUAUUUAAUGGCGCAAAGAUACUUUGUAACCUCAAACAAUCAAUCAGAAUUAACAUUUCAGCUCAGACUAGCAAAAGCUGAUUUUGAUUGGUUGGUAUGGGGUCCAUGGCACUCCAGUUCUUUGCGGUUUAUUAUUAAAAAGGCCAUUUACUUAAUUUGCAUGACAAUAAACACAUGUAAAUAUUAGAUUUUUUUAAAGAAAAGUUUAAGCUUAAUGUAAAAUGAAGGAACUGCUUAUAACUUUAUGGCCAGCUAUGACUGUAAACUGUUAUAAUGGUUUGUGAGCUUAAGGCCUUUUGUUUGGGGUUAAUUCUGAACACUGAGAGAAAAGGGAUGUGUAUGUUUAAGUGCAGCCUUGGCCACUGUGGUACAGAAUGUACAGAUAACCCCCGUUUCCCAUAUCAUUUGUAAUUAUAUAAUUUAUUCUAUGGCAUCGUCAUUGUAUAAUAUAAAUAUAUAUAUAUAAAAAGUUACAUAUCAUACAUA
Molecule: messenger RNA, 2437 nt
Organism: Rana temporaria (common frog)
Lineage: Eukaryota; Metazoa; Chordata; Amphibia; Anura; Ranidae
Gene: B4GALT6
Product: beta-1,4-galactosyltransferase 6
Exons: 9
Coding region: 194-1342 (382 amino acids)
Biological process (GO): glycosphingolipid biosynthetic process; carbohydrate metabolic process
Molecular function (GO): UDP-galactose:glucosylceramide beta-1,4-galactosyltransferase activity
Source: RefSeq, a predicted model, not a curated record